Molecule: messenger RNA, 1427 nt
Organism: Drosophila elegans
Lineage: Eukaryota; Metazoa; Arthropoda; Insecta; Diptera; Drosophilidae
Product: serine protease grass
Exons: 4
Coding region: 131-1285 (384 amino acids)
Biological process (GO): proteolysis
Molecular function (GO): serine-type endopeptidase activity
Source: RefSeq, a predicted model, not a curated record
AGCGCGCAAGUUGCAAUACUAAUUCGUGAUCGGGAACGCGAUCUUCAAUCGUAGAAGCAACAUCAGGUUUCGAACAAUAGCUAAAAAAAACACCUCCCACAGGGAUCAGUGAUCAUAGCAAUCAGUCAGGAUGGGAAUAACGACGAUUCUAAGCCUUGGGCUGGUUUUGUGCAUCUGGCCACUGCUUGUUUUUAGCCAGAGCAGCUGCGUCACUGAGGACGGAGCAUCAGGUCAGUGCAUUCGCUACCAGGAGUGUCCGUACGUGCAGAGGAUCAUCGACAUCUACGGCCAUAACAUACCACGGAAGAUUUAUAACCAAAUCACUCAGAAGCAGUGCAAAGGCAACACAAAUGAGUUCCAUCUUUGUUGCCCCAAUGAGGCCACACAGCAGUCGUCAUCCAGUCAGCAGUCCCAGAGAAAGGUUGUGCGAUCCGAUGGGGGAAAUCUUAACCGCUACGAUCGGCAGGGAUUGCAACUGCUGAACUCGGUGACCAACUGCGGCAACAAGGGCAAUCCCAAGGUCAGCGGGGGGACGACGGCCAAGCUCGGCGAUUUUCCAUGGGUGGCACUGCUCAAGUACAAGGUCAGCGGUCCGCGGCCCUUCCUCUGCGGCGGCAGUCUCAUCAGCGAGCGCCACAUCCUCACCGCCGCCCACUGCAUCAUCGAGCAGCCGGAAGUAAUUGCAGUCCGUCUGGGCGAACACGACCUGGAGUCGGAGCAGGACUGUCAAAUCCUGGGCGGCACCACUCGCGUCUGCAUACCGCCCUACGAGGAGUUUGGCAUUGAGAAAAUUAGCGUUCAUCCCAGCUACGUACAUGGCCAGAUCAGCCAUGACGUGGCCAUCAUCAAGCUAGACCGUGUGGUCAAGGAAAAGUCGCAUAUCAAGCCCGUCUGCCUGCCGAUCGAUCAGCAGUCCCAAGAGCUGGCCUACGACCAGAGCUUCUUCAUCGCCGGAUGGGGCGGUACCGACAGGGGGACCACUGCCACCAAGCUCCAGCAGGCUUUGGUCACCCGCAAGAGUCUGGACGAGUGCCGGCAGUUCUACAACCAGGAUGAGGUGAGUGACAAUCACAUUUGCGCCACGGGAAACGGGAUCAAGCACACCUGCCAGGGAGAUUCCGGUGGCCCCGUCUUCUUCAAGCACCGGUUCAAGAACACCUACCGCGUGGUCCAGUACGCGGUGAUCUCCUUCGGCGGCAACCGCUGUGGUCAGAACCAGAAUCAGCCCGGAGUCUUUGCGAGCGUCAUCGAUAUGUUGCCCUGGAUCACGCAAAACCUUCAAUAGUCCUACGCCCACUGACACACUUGCUUUAGAAUACAUUACCUUAUUUAUAUCCGUAGUCGUAAGAUCCCUUGUCGUAGAUACUCUAGAGGAUUCCCUAGCUUGUAAGUUUAUUUAAUACAAAAUAUAAGCAGCAUCGAUCAAA